UCCUUCUGUGCACCCAGCACAUCUUCUUUCACCCGAUUCAUUUUAAAUCCACCUUCACCUUCACCUCCUCAGCCUCUCCAAUCCAACAACAAUGAAGUUCCAACUUACACUGCUGCUCAUCUCUAUGCUUUUCUCUGAAGCACUGUCACUGGUGUGUCAGUGCGUUUCUCCAUUGGGAUCUGUACGAUGCCAAAGUACAGAGAUAAACUGUCCAUCCCAGUGUGCCAGUGUAACUCUCUUUACAGUAAAAGAUGGCAAGAAUUUGACGACGGCUUUAAAGACUUGUGGCGUGCCAGAACUGUGUUCAACUGAGAGUGUAAACCUGGGAGAAGUGAAAGUGACCCGCAACGUCAAAUGUUGCAACACAACUCGCUGCAACACCGAAACACUGCCAGUUCUUCCAGAGCAGCGGGCCAAUGGGAAGAUGUGUUACAGCUGUAAAGAUAAUGACUGCUCACAAACAGUGGACUGUGUAGGAAAUGAAUUACACUGCAUUUCUCAGAAAGUUACUGACCAAGGCAAGACACUGACCAUGAAAGGAUGUGCAGUCAAAAGUGCCUGCGAUAAUUCUGCAUUAUUAAACUUGCAGGGAAUAGACUCUCUAAAUAUUCAGUGUUGUGAGGGGAAUCUGUGUAACGGUGUUGAGAGCUUCACACUGAGUUUCCUCCUCAUGUUCCUCUCUCUGCUCUCCUCCAUCCUCUUCUACUGAACUCCGCUCAUGAAGUAGCUCACUGAAAAUCUAGAACACAAAUAUAUAUAUUUUAAUUUAAGGAGUCUAAUGAAGAAUUUUCUCUUAGAAUCAGCUAGUGUCAGCUCUGCUGUAUUGCUGUUUCAUGUAUAACUUAUUUGUCAUGUGUCCCACUUUACUGUCCGUGAUGGUGACAGAUAUAUAGAUUCUGUAUAUAAAACCACAUAAAUCUAAAUUACACUUGUGUUUGUAUGGCAGUUAGGAGGGCUGUGAACAGAAAUCCGCCAGGAAGUGGAUUCAUUAUAAGCAAAUUGCACAAUAAAGAAAGCUACACCAUUACAUGUCUGCAGGAAGUUUAUUCGAAUAUGUACUGUGCUGAUAUGAGGAUACAGUAAGAUCCAAUCCAGGGACCAUUUCCUCAUAUGUACUGAGCUUUUUACUCUCUGUACUGUGUUUAGAGAUUGAUAUUUUUCCCUGUGUUAUACUGCUACUGC
Pangasianodon hypophthalmus (striped catfish) is the source of this 1182-nucleotide messenger RNA. RefSeq names its product urokinase plasminogen activator surface receptor. The record is from RefSeq and is a predicted model, not a curated record. The coding region runs from base 92 to 709 and encodes 205 amino acids. The transcript has 5 exons. Lineage: Eukaryota; Metazoa; Chordata; Actinopteri; Siluriformes; Pangasiidae.